AUGCCUACUUCAUCUACUGGUGCCAUCUACAGUCCUACCAAUGCGGACAACGGGCCUCAGGCCGCCUCCAGCGAUGGUGCGAAGUUAGUCAUCCUCGCUGGCAUCCCCGACGAUCCCAAAUAUUGCAUGGAUCGAUUUCUCAGCGAUAACAACGAAACAUCUGCCGAGUAUCAGCGUCCACCCAUCGAAUUUAGCCAGACACAGAGCGAAGACGAAGCAGAAGCCAAGUCGAAAACCCGUAUCCUUGCCAAGUUGUGCGCUUUUGACAAGAAACUUGCCUCAACGAGUGGUCGGAAUAUAGCAAACAAAUGUCUAGUGGAGCGCACAAAUGUGAUUCGCCAAGAUACGAGAAGAAUGGCAAUUCUCGUAUUGAGGGCUACUGAUAAAUUGGGAAAUUGA
This is a messenger RNA of Trichoderma virens Gv29-8, 399 nucleotides long. RefSeq lists its product as uncharacterized. The coding region runs from base 1 to 399 and encodes 132 amino acids. The transcript has 3 exons. NCBI's taxonomy places the organism in Eukaryota, Fungi, Ascomycota, Sordariomycetes, Hypocreales, Hypocreaceae. The record is from RefSeq and is a predicted model, not a curated record.